This is a messenger RNA of Rotaria sp. Silwood1, 948 nucleotides long. The record is from the annotation of a GenBank genome assembly. NCBI's taxonomy places the organism in Eukaryota, Metazoa, Rotifera, Eurotatoria, Philodinida, Philodinidae.
AUGUUGAUCAAUGAUACAAAUGUAAAAUCAUUUCGCAUGACAAAAGUAUUUCGUGAAAAUACUGAACGUAUAAAUGCAUGUGAUUUUAAUAAAAAUGGUGAUUUACUUAUCUCAAGUUCAGAUGAUGAUACCAUUGUUGUUUAUGAUUGUGAAGCUGGAUUACCUAAACGACCUAUUCCAAGUAAAAAAUAUGGUUGUGAUAUGAUACGAUUUACACGUAGUGGUGAACAAGCACUUCAUUGUUCAAUGAAAGUUGAUGAUAGUAUUCGAUAUUUAUCGCUAUCGGAUAGUAAAUAUAUUCGUUAUUAUACAGGACAUACAAAAAAAGUACGAAGUUUAGCUGUAUCACCAAUUGAUAAAUCAUUUCUUUCAGCAUCAGCUGAUCGAACAGUACGUGUAUGGGAUUUAAGAAGUGCACUUUGUCAAGGUUUGAUUAUAACACCAGGAAAUCCAGUAGUUGAUUAUGAUCCCGAUGGACUUGCUUUUGGUAUUGGAAUUGAUUCACAAAUAAUUGGAUUAUAUGAUAUUCGAAAUCAUGAAAAAGGUCCUUUUGAAAUGUUAAAAUAUGAAUGUGAAGGUGAUUUUGAAUGGACACAUUUACGAUUUAGUCCUAAUGGAAAAAUGAUUCUUGUUUCAACAAAUACUUCAUUAAUAUUACUUGUUGAUGCAUUUAGUGGUGUUCUUUUACAUACAUUUACCGGACAUCAAAAUACAAAAAAUGUACCUCUGGAAGCCUCAUUUAGUCCUGAUUCGAAAUAUGUUUUUUGUGGUUCAACCGAUGGUCGUAUACAUGUUUGGCGUACAACCGAUGGUGAAAAACUUACCACAUUCACUACUGAUAAUGCUUCAGAUUGUAUACAAUGUGUUCAAUUUAAUCCAAAGUCAUUUAUGUUAGCAAGUGCUUCGACACAUAUGGUAUUUUGGUUACCACCUGUCGAUGAUGAUUAA